UCACCAUCACAUUCCCUGCUGGGCCAAAAAGAAAGGCAGUCAAGUCCCACCCACCCUAACCGGUCUAUCUCACUCACCCCCCAAUCUCACCCCACCACGUCACCCUCUCCAUGCUGUAAAGCCCGGACGCACUCUCACCGUCACAGAAUCCCUCUCUCUCUCUCUCUCUCUCUCUCUCUCUCUCUCUCUAUCUGUUUGCCAAACCCUCAUGCCCUGUCGGCGAGCCCCCCAAAGUAGCCGUUGAGGUCGCCGGAAAUCUGACGCGGCCAUGUCCCGGAGUGCCGAAUCAUAGAAGUGAGCGAGCGAUUGAGCUCUUUGACCCUCCUUUUGGCUUAGAAGAUCUUAAGCCGAGAUACCAAAAGAGAGAGAGAGACAGAGAGAUAUAUAAACGAUGUACGUGGUGCCUCCGCCUCAGCGUCCUGAUCCGGGGUCCGGAUCCACUGAUUUACGGGUCUACCAAGCUUGGAAAGGCAGCAAUAUAUUUUUUCUUCAGGGAAGGUUCAUAUUUGGACCAGAUGUAAGAUCUCUUGGAUUGACAAUAUUCCUUAUUGUUGCUCCUGUAGCAGUUUUCUGCGUCUUUGUUGCCAGAAAACUGAUGGAUAAUUUUUCUCAUCAUUUGGGAAUAUCAAUAAUGGUUGUUGCUGUUGUCUUCACAGUAUAUGUUUUGGUUCUUCUUCUGCUAACCUCCGGAAGAGAUCCUGGUAUAAUUCCGCGUAAUGCACACCCUCCAGAGCCAGAAAGCUUUGAUGGGAGUGUAGAAGUUGGGGCUGGCCAAACUCCUCAGUUACGCUUGCCCCGCAUUAAGGAAGUGGAGGUUAAUGGGAUCUCUGUAAAGAUUAAAUACUGUGAUACCUGCAUGCUUUAUAGACCUCCUCGCUGCUCACACUGUUCAAUUUGCAAUAACUGCGUAGAGCGAUUUGAUCACCACUGCCCCUGGGUUGGGCAGUGUAUUGGGCUGCGAAAUUACCGAUUCUUCUUCAUGUUUGUUUUCUCGACGACCCUUCUUUGUAUAUAUGUCUUUGCCUUCUGCUGGGUCUACAUUAGGAGGAUCAUGGAAGAAGAGGAAACGACAAUUUGGAAAGCAAUGAUAAAAACACCUGCUUCCAUUGUGCUAAUAGUUUACACUUUCAUAUCCAUGUGGUUUGUUGGUGGCCUUACUGCCUUCCAUUUAUAUCUCAUCAGCACAAAUCAGACUACCUAUGAAAAUUUCAGAUAUCGAUAUGAUCGGCGAGCUAAUCCCUAUAACAAAGGAGUGGUGGAAAACUUCGAGGAAAUAUUUUGCACCAGCAUUUCCCCCUCCAAGAACAAUUUCAGGGCAAAGGUGCCAAGGGAACCCGGGUUACCUGCUAGGUCAGUGGGUGGGGGUUUUAUGAGUCCAAACAUGGGGAAAGCUGUGGAGGACAUAGAAAUGGGCAGGAAAACGGUAUGGGGAGACAUAGGUCCCGGGGCAGAUCAUUGUGAAGGGCAACUUAACAACAAUGAUCGCAUGAACAUUAAGGAUGGGGAAUUAGGUGAAAUUUCUCCCGAUGUAAGGACUACGGUAGAGGACCCAGGGGAUCGUGCCAGUGCCGGAAUGCAUCCCAGGCGAUCCAGUUGGGGAAGGAAAAGUGGAAGCUGGGAAAUGUCACCUGAAGUUCUUGCUUUGGCCGCUAGAGUUGGGGAGCCAAACCGUGUUGGUGGGAGUAGCAGCAGCAACUUGACAACUGAGAGCAACCGGCAUUCAUAGCCAAUGUGUGAUGGAUAACUGGACUCAGGGAAAUGAAAUGGGAUUUGAUUUGGUUGCUGUAGCGUGGGUUCUUUAAGGUUUUCACGAUCGGUCACUAAACUCCCCACAUUAAGAUUAUGUGCAAAAUGGUAAAACUUCGUUUUCCCAGGGGGGGGGGGGGGGGUGGUUUCAGUGUUGGUUUGGCCUUUGUGCGUUUAGGAAGGAGAUGGUGUGUUGUUGUAUGAGUGAGGGUUUCGUCAGUCAUGAUUUUGUACUAAAGUUUGUGGAAUUAGUUAGCAUCUAAUCGUAUUGCUUUUGUGGAA
This is a messenger RNA of Alnus glutinosa, 2028 nucleotides long. RefSeq names its product probable protein S-acyltransferase 7. Lineage: Eukaryota; Viridiplantae; Streptophyta; Magnoliopsida; Fagales; Betulaceae. The record is from RefSeq and is a predicted model, not a curated record. Bases 392 to 1726 code for a protein of 444 amino acids. Gene Ontology annotation, molecular function: protein-cysteine S-palmitoyltransferase activity. The transcript is spliced from 5 exons. Gene Ontology annotation, biological process: protein targeting to membrane; peptidyl-L-cysteine S-palmitoylation. Gene Ontology annotation, cellular component: Golgi apparatus; endoplasmic reticulum.